CUCCGGAAUACAGAGCCCGGGAGAUACAGUGUGCAGAGCCUGGGAGAUACAGUGUGCAGAGCCCGGGAGAUACAGUGUGCAGAGCCCGGGAGAUACAGUGUGCAGAGCCUGGGAGAUACAGUGUGCAGAGCCUAGGAGAUACAGUGUACAGAGCCCGGGAGAUACAGUGUACAGAGCCCGGGAGAUACAGUGUGCAGAGCCUGGGAGAUACAGUGUGCAGAGCCUGGGAGAUACAGUGUGCAGAGCCUGGGAGAUACAGUGUGCAGAGCCUGGGAGAUACAGUGUGCAGAGCCUGGGAGAUACAGUGUGCAGAGCUCGGGAGAUACAGUGUGCAGAGCUUGUGAACUCCGGAAUACAGAUCCUGGGAGAUACAGUGUGCAGAGCCUGGGAGAUACAGUGUGCAGAGCUCGUGAGAUACAGUGUGCAGAGCUCGUGAGAUACAGUGUGCAGAGCCUGGGAGAUACAGUGUGCAGAGCUUGUGAACUCCGGAAUACAGAUCCUGGGAGAUACAGUGUGCAGAGCCUGGGAGAUACAGUGUGCAGAGCCUGGGAGAUACAGUGUGCAGAGCUCGUAUGAUACAGUGUGCAGAGCUUGUGAACUCCGGAAUACAGAUCCUGGUAGAUACAGUGUUCAGAGCCUGAUACAGUGUACAGUGCCCAGGAGAUACAGUGUGCAGAGCUCGUAUGAUACAGUGUGCAGAGCUUGUGAGAUACAGUGUGCAGAGCCAGGGAGAUACAGUGUGCAGAGCCUGGGAGAUACAGUGUACAGAGCCUGGGAGAUACAGUGUGCAGAGCUCGUGAGAUACAGUGUGCAGAGCUCGGGAGAUACAGUGUGCAGAGCCUGGGAGAUACAGUGUACAUAGCCUGGGAGAUACAGUGUGCAGAGCCCGGGAGAUACAGUGUGCAGAGCCUGGGAGAUACAGUGUACAGAGCCUGGGAGAUACAGUGUUCAGAGCCUGGGAGAUACAGUGUGCAGUGCCCGGGAGAUACAGUGUGCAGAGCCCGGGAGAUACAGUGUGCAGAGCCCGGGAGAUACAGUGUGCAGAGCCCGGGAGAUACAGUGUGCAGAGCCUGGGAGAUACAGUGUGCAGUACCCGGGAGAUAUAGUGUGCAGAGCCUGGGAGAUACAGUGUGCAGAGCCUGGGAGAUACAGUGUGCAGUACCCGGGAGAUAUAGUGUGCAGAGCCCGGGAGAUACAGUGUGCAGUGCCCGGGAGAUACAGUGUACAGUGCCCAGGGGAUACAGUGUGCAGAGCCUGAUACAGUGUACAGUGCCCAGGAGAUACAGUGUGCAGAGCCUGGGAGAUACAGUGUGCAGAGCCUGGGAGAUACAGUGUACAGAGCCCGGGAGAUACAGUGUGCAAAGCCUGAUACAGUGUGCAGAGCCUGAUACAGUGUACAGUGCCCAGGAGAUACAGUGUUAAGAGCCUGAUACAGUGUACAGAGCCUGGGAGAUACAGUGUGCAGAGCCUGGGAGAUACAGUGUACAGUGCCUGGGAGAUACAGUGUACAGUGCCCAGGGGAUACAGUGUACAGAGCCCGGGGGAUACAGUGUACAGAGCCCGGGGGAUACAGUGUACAGAGCCCAGGGGAUACAGUGUACAGAGCCCGGGGGAUACAGUGUGCAGAGCCCCAGAGAUACAGUGUGCAGUACCCGGGAGAUACAGUGUGCAGAGCCUGGGAGAUACAGUGUGCAGAGCCCGGGAGAUACAGUGUGCAGAGCCCGGGAGAUACAGUGUGCAGAGCCUAGGAGAUACAGUGUGCAGAGCCCGGGAGAUACAGUGUGCAGAGCCUGGGAGAUACAGUGUGCAGAGCCCGGGAGAUACAGUGUGCAGAGCCCGGGAGAUACAGUGUGCAGAGCCCGGGAGAUACAGUGUGCAGAGCCCGGGAGAUACAGUGUACAGUGCCCAGGAGAUACAGUGUGCAGAGCCUGAUACAGUGUGCAGAGCCUGAUACAGUGUACAGAGCCCGGGAGAUACAGUGUGCAGAGCCCAGGAGAUACAGUGUGCAGAGCCUGGGAGAUACAGUGUGCAGAGCCCGGGAGAUAAAGUGUGCAGAGCCCGGGAGAUACAGUGUGCAGAGCCCAGGAGAUACAGUGUGCAGAGCCCGGGAGAUACAGUGUGCAGAGCCUGAUACAGUGUGCAGAGCCUGAUACAGUGUGCAGAGCUCUUUUGUACAGAACUGGAGCAGCAAAGCAUUGUAAGUGAAAUUUAUACAACGUCUGGGAACUACAAUAUGCAAUGCCUGAGCACCAGAGCCUUCUGACUGCAACUUAUAGAUCCUGGACCUGGAGUGUACAUAGCUCUACUGUACAGAGUAUGAGUGAGCAGAACGCCUUAUGAUUGCAAUAUACAGAAUUGUGCAGUAACAGUAUAUAUUGCUGGGAAGUACAGUACAGAGCUUUACUGUUUGACUUAAAAGACUCAAAGAGUCCCACUGUACAGAGCCUGAGAUCUGCCAUACAUAAACAGUACUGUACAUAGCCUGAGAUCUCACAUACAUAACUAGUACUGUACAUAGCCUGAGAUCUGACAUACAUAACUAGUACUGUACAUAGCCUGAGAUCUCACAUACAUAACUAGUACUGUACAUAGCCUGAGAUCUCACAUACAUAACCAGUAUUGUACAUAAGCUGAGAUCUGACAUACAUAACCAGUACUGUACAUAACCUGAGAUCUGACAUACAUAACCAGUACUGUACAUAACCUGAGAUCUGACAUACAUAACUAGUACUGUACAUAGCCUGAGAUCUGACAUACAUAACUAGUACUGUACAUAACCUGAGAUCUGACAUACGUAACCAGUACUGUACAUAACCUGAGAUCUGACAUACAUAAACAGUACUGUACAUAACCUGAGAUCUCACAUACCUAAACAAUACUGUACAUAGCCUGAGAUCUGACAUACAUAACCAGUACUGUACAUAACCUGAGAUCUGACAUACAUAACUAGUACUGUACAUAGCCUGAGAUCUGACAUACAUAACUAGUACUGUACAUAACCUGAGAUCUGACAUACAUAACUAGUACUGUACAUAGCCUGAGAUCUGACAUACAUAACUAGUACUGUACAUAGCCUGAGAUCUGACAUACGUAACCAGUACUGUACAUAGCCUGAGAUCUCACAUACAUAAACAGUACUGUACAUAACCUGAGAUCUGACAUACAUAACCAGUAUUGUACAUAACCUGAGAUCUGACAUACAUAACCAGUACUGUACAUAACCUGAGAUCUGACAUACAUAACUAGUACUGUACAUAGCCUGAGAUCUCACAUACAUAAACAGUACUGUACAUAACCUGAGAUCUGACAUACAUAACCAGUAUUGUACAUAACCUGAGAUCUGACAUACAUAACCAGUACUGUACAUAACCUGAGAUCUGACAUACAUAACUAGUACUGUACAUAGCCUGAGAUCUCACAUACAUAAACAGUACUGUACAUAACCUGAGAUCUGACAUACAUAACCAGUACUGUACAUAACCUGAGAUCUGACAUACGUAACCAGUACUGUACAUAACCUGAGAUCUGACAUACAUAACUAGUACUGUACAUAGCCUGAGAUCUGACAUACAUAACUAGUACUGUACAUAGCCUGAGAUCUGACAUACAUAACUAGUACUGUACAUAGCUUGAGAUCUGACAUACAUAACCAGUGCUGAACAUAGCCUGAGAUCUCACAUACAUAAACAGUACUGUACAUAACCUGAGAUCUGACAUACAAAACCAGUACUGUACAGAGCCUCAGAUCUGCCAUACAUAAACAGUACUGUACAUAACCUGAGAUCUCACAUACAUAACCAGUACUGUACAUAGCCUGAGAUCUCACAUACAUAACCAGUACUGUACAUAGCCUGAGAUCUCACAUACAUAACCAGUACUGUACAUAACCUGAGAUCUGACAUUCGUAACAAGUACUGCACAUAGCCUGAGAUCUCACAUACAUAAGCAGUACUGUACAUAACCUGAGAUCUGACAUACAUAACCAGUACUGUACAUAGCCUGAGAUCUCACAUACAUAAACAGUACUGUACAUAACCUGAGAUCUGACAUACAUAACCAGUACUAUACAUAACCUGAGAUCUGACAUACAUAAACAGUACUGUACAUAACCUGAGAUCUGACAUACAUAACCAGUAUUGUACAUAACCUGAGAUCUGACAUACAUAAACAGUACUGUACAUAACCUGAGAUCUGACAUACAUAACCAGUACUGUACAUAGCCUGAGAUCUGACAUACAUAACCAGUACUGUGCAUAACCUGAGAUCUGACAUACAUAACUAGUACUGUACAUAACCUGAGAUCUCACAUACAUAACCAGUACUGUACAUAGCCUGAGAUCUCACAUACAUAAACAGUACUGUACAUAACCUGAGAUCUGACAUACAUAACUAGUACUGUACAUAACCUGAGAUCUGACAUACAUAACUAGUACUGUACAUAGCCUGAGAUCUCACAUACAUAAACAGUACUGUACAUAACCUGAGAUCUCACAUACCUAAACAAUACUGUACAUAGCCUGAGAUCUGACAUACAUAACCAGUACUGUACAUAACCUGAGAUCUGACAUACGUAACCAGUAUUGUACAUAACCUGAGAUCUGACAUACAUAACCAGUACUGUGCAUAACCUGAGAUCUGACAUACAUAACCAGUAUUGUACAUAACCUGAGAUCUGACAUACAUAACUAGUACUGUACAUAACCUGAGAUCUGACAUACAUAACUAGUACUGUACAUAACCUGAGACCUGACAUACAUAACCAGUAUUGUACAUAACCUGAGAUCUGACAUACGUAACCAGUACUGUACAUAGCCUGAGAUCUGACAUACGUAACCAGUACUGUACAUAACCUGAGAUCUGACAUACGUAACCAGUACUGUACAUAACCUGAGAUCUGACAUACAUAACCAGUACUGUACAUAACCUGAGAUCUGACAUACAUAACCAGUACUGUACAUAACCUGAGAUCUGACAUACGUAACCAGUACUGUAGAUAACCUGAGAUCUGACAUACGUAACCAGUACUGUACGUAACCUGAGAUCUCACAUACAUAACUAGUACUGUACAUAACCUGAGAUCUGACAUACAUAACUGGUACUGUACAUAACCUGAGAUCUGACAUACAUAACCAGUACUAUACAUAACCUGAGAUCUGACAUACAUAACCAGUACUGUACAUAACCUGAGAUCUGACAUACAUAACCAGUACUGUACAUAACCUGAGAUCUGACAUACAUAACCAGUACUGUACAUAACCUGAGAUCUGACAUACAUAACCAGUACUGUACAUAACCUGAGAUCUGACAUACAUAACCAGUACUGUACAUAACCUGAGAUCUGACAUACAUAACCAGUACUAUACAUAACCUGAGAUCUGACAUACAUAACCAGUACUAUACAUAACCUGAGAUCUGACAUACAUAACCAGUACUGUACAUAACCUGAGAUCUGACAUACAUAACCAGUACUGUACAUAACCUGAGAUCUGACAUACAUAACCAGUACUGUACAUAACCUGAGAUCUGACAUACAUAACCAGUAUUGUACAUAAGCUGAGAUCUGACAUACAUAACCAGUACUGUACAUAAGCUGAGAUCUGACAUACAUAACCAGUACUGUACAUAACCUGAGAUCUGACAUACAUAACCAUUACUUUACAUAACCAGUAUUGUGCAGAGCCAUUUGUCUUCUAUAUACAUAAAGAGAGCCUGAGGCCAGUGGACAAAGAACCAUUGGAUAUUGGGUCUGGAUUACAAAACCUGGAUUCCCUGCACAGCGUGUGGAUUACAGAGCCUGGAGACGAUGGAUCUAUAAAAACAAAUCAUGGGUACCCUGGAUAUACAACCUGCGGUAUAGAACCUGCAGCUCUCUGUUACGGAGCUUAGCUAUAUCUCUCCUGUGUUUAUGCCCUAAUAUUCUGCAGACAGAUAUUCUGGAGCUCUAGGACAUAUCGAGCCUGGAGCCCCCAGACAUAGCGCUCUGAGGUCAGAGCCUGGAGGGCCUCUGUCUGGCUGAGGAUGAGAGCUCUGACUGAUUUUGAUACCUUUAAUGGGCCAAUGUAUUGAUAUACUGAGAUGUUGUAUUCUUAGAAAUUACAGGUGCAAAGGAGAAUGAGAUGGCGGAGGUCAGACGUGACAGCACCAGCAGUCUGCAGAGGAAGAAGCCGCCAUGGUUGAAACUAGAGAUCCCGACGGUCAUAACCCCUAAUGAGGAGCCAACGUUUGUACAGCCAUUUAAGCGGCAGACCUUUUUAAGAAGCGUGAGUAUGCCAGUGGAGAACACACGAAUCCCAUCGCCACCGAAUGAGCAGAAACGUGCCAUCCUACAGAGACAGUCAUCAAUCACACAGACCAUAAAACGGAAGCACGUCAUGUUUGAGCGAAUCAGUACAAUGCCAGUGAAGGGGAACCUGGCCAGUCGCCGGCCAGUACGUUACAGAAAGCGUCGCACACUUUCCGCAUUUAUUUGCAGAGGCACUGCUGACUGGUUUGGCGUAAGUAAGGAAAACGACGCCACACAAAAAUGGCAAAGAAAAAGCCUCCGGCACUGCAGCCAACGUUAUGGAAAGUUAAAACCUCAAGUUAUCCGUGAAUUGGACUUGCCGAGCCAAGAUAAUAUAUCCUUGACAAGCACAGAAACACCUCCUCCUCUCUAUGUGGGACCAACACAGUUUAACAUGCAAAGGAUUAUAGAUCCCUUGGCACGAGGACGUGCCUUCCGAAUGGUCGACGAUAAUGAUGGCUAUAGCAUGCCCCAUACGCCAAUCACUCCUGGAGCAACCUCUCUCUGCUCCUUCACCAGCUCAAGAUCAGGAUUUAACAGAUUUCCCAGAAGGCGGAAAAAGGAAUCAGUGGCAAAAAUGAGCUUUAGGGCAGCAGCAGCUCUUGUGAAGGGUCGCUCAGUAAAGGACGGGACCUUGCGGAGGGUACAGAGGCGGAGCUUCACCCCAGCCAGUUUCCUAGAGGAGGACACCAUGGACUUCCCAGAUGAGCUAGACACGUCGUUCUUUGCCAGGGAGGGUGCGUUGCACGAGGACAUGUCCAGUUACCCAGAUGAGGUGUUUGAGUCUCCCUCAGAAGCUGCCAUGAAGGAAGCCGAGCAGACGGUUAAGUCCGAGGAUGAGGUGGAGAGGACGGGCAGUGCCUUAGACAAGAGCGAACUGGAGAAAUCGCAUUUAAUGCUGCCAUUGGAACGAGGGUGGCGUAAAAUAAAGGAAGGACAACUUGUGCAGCCAAAAGUUAGACUGUGCCAGGAGGUUGUCAGUGUUGGGGCCCAAAAGCGAGGUCAGCGUAUAACUAUACCCGUCAAGAAGCUCUUUGCCAAAGAAAAGCGGCCUUACGGGUUGGGUAUGGUGGGAAAACUGACAAACAGGACGUACCGCAAGCGGAUAGACAGCUAUGUGAAGCGCCAGAUAGAGGAUAUGGACGAUCACAGGCCGUUCUUUACGUACUGGAUCACUGUGGUACAUUUAUUGAUAACAAUUCUGGCUGUGUGUAUCUAUGGAAUUGCACCUAUUGGGUUUUCUCAGCACGAGACGGUAGAAUCAGUCCUGAGGAACAGAGGUGUUUAUGAAAACGUGAAGUUUAUUCAACAAGAAAACUUCUGGAUUGGGCCAAGUUCUGAAGCUCUCAUACAUCUGGGUGCCAAGUUCUCCCCGUGCAUGAGACAGGACCAGCAGGUGCACAACUUCAUCAGCAUGGCACGUGAGAAGGAGAAACACUCUGCGUGUUGUGUGCGCAAUGACAAAUCUGGCUGCAUACAAACCUCAGAGGAGGAGUGCUCGUCCACUCUGGCCGUGUGGGUAAAGUGGCCGUAUGACCCCAGUACCCCAAUGUUAGCAAACAAGAGCGAGCGGCACUACGGAUCUGUGUGUCACCAGGACCCGAGGUUCUGUGAUGAACCAGCGUCUGUUCCUCCGCACGAGUGGCCUGAUGAUAUCACAAAGUGGCCGGUUUGCACCAAGAAUACGGACGGAAAAUAUCCCAACCACCUUCACAUGGAUUGUGUUAUAACUGGCCGGCCCUGCUGUAUUGGAACAAAAGGAAGGUGUGAGAUAACGUCGCGGGAAUACUGUGAUUUUAUGCAGGGCUAUUUCCACGAAGAGGCAACACUAUGUUCGCAGGUACAUUGCAUGGAUGAUGUCUGCGGGCUGCUCCCAUUCCUUAAUCCUGAGGUUCCAGACCAGUUCUAUAGGCUCUGGCUGUCUCUGUUUCUCCAUGCAGGAAUCCUUCACUGCUUAGUCUCGGUCUGCUUCCAGAUGACAAUUCUGCGGGAUUUGGAAAAGCUGGCCGGCUGGCACCGAAUCUCUAUCAUUUAUAUAUUAAGUGGAAUCACGGGAAACCUAACAAGUGCUAUUUUCCUUCCUUAUAGAGCUGAGGUGGGACCAGCCGGCUCUCAGUUUGGGAUUCUGGCGUGCCUUUUUGUGGAACUUUUCCAAAGCUGGCAAAUCCUUGCUCGGCCGUGGAGAGCCUUCUUCAAGCUGUUUGCUGUGGUCAUCUUCCUCUUCACGUUUGGCCUACUUCCUUGGAUCGAUAACUUUGCUCAUUUCUCCGGCUUCGUUAGCGGCUUUUUCUUGUCGUUUGCAUUUCUGCCUUACAUUAGUUUUGGCAAAGUCGACAUGUUCCGCAAACGAUGUCAAAUUAUCAUAUUUCUCUUAAUAUUCAUCGGGCUUUUCUCAGGCUUAGUUGUUCUAUUUUACUUCUAUCCUAUAAAGUGUGACUGGUGUGAAUACCUGACCUGUAUUCCUUUUACAGAUAAAUUCUGUGAAAAGUACGACCUAGACGCGCAGCUCCAUUGACCCAUAUAAGAGUGAUUUUUAUAUCUAGUGUAAGUUUUUUUAUGUUUUACAAAUAUAGUGUUAUAAUAUCAUUAAGGUACUGAAGGAAAUAUAGCCAGACAAUCCUUUGCAAAGCCAACAAUGCUGGGUGACAAAGGGACAUUCUACUCAUGCAUGUGAAAGAGAAAGAUUAUAAGAAAUAUUACAAAGUUUGAAACUUAAUAGAAAGUUUACUUCUGUACACAGCUGGUCUGUGGGAUGAAUCUCACUGGCUGACAAAGAACACUCCCCAGCGUGCUAUUGGUAGUUCAUGACACACGGCACAAUCAAUGAUUAUUUUUCAAUCAAGCAAUAUAUUUAAAUGUUGUUGUUUUUUUAGAUACAACACAGAUAAAUAAAUGAGUUUAAUUUCCCUUUAACUUCAUUGACAACUUGAAAAAUGGAAUAAAUUGACCUUAUACUGCUGGGGACUAAAAUGUUAUAAAUGUGGGGGUUCUUUUUCUCUUCAAGAGAAUCCAUGGUGAUGCUAUUUCCCAUGCACACUGUUAAUUUAAAUUGUAUAUAUAGCAUUUGAUAAACUUUGCAAAGAUGUAUCUAAGACAAUUUUAUUUCUGAAAACAGAACACUUUGUUUUCUUGUUCACUUUUAUUGAACAACUGUGUGAUGUCUUAUUCUACUUGCUAACAUGAUUGUUUCCUGCAGGUCGUGCAGCAAAUAAAAGAAUCUGGUAGUGUUUUAGCUACCUCUGUAA
This is a messenger RNA of Bombina bombina (fire-bellied toad), 9528 nucleotides long. RefSeq names its product rhomboid 5 homolog 1 (gene RHBDF1). The coding region runs from base 6117 to 8798 and encodes 893 amino acids. NCBI's taxonomy places the organism in Eukaryota, Metazoa, Chordata, Amphibia, Anura, Bombinatoridae. Gene Ontology annotation, cellular component: endoplasmic reticulum membrane. Gene Ontology annotation, biological process: regulation of epidermal growth factor receptor signaling pathway; regulation of protein secretion. The record is from RefSeq and is a predicted model, not a curated record. The transcript is spliced from 20 exons. Gene Ontology annotation, molecular function: serine-type endopeptidase activity.